AUGGGCCACGAGAUCGUCGGCUGCAGGUCGACAAACACUCAAUUACGGCAUAGCGGAGAUGGUUGGUCUUCGCGACGGGGACGUAGUAGCAGUCUUCGCGACGUGUACGUAGUAGCACCCGCCGCAUCCUUCCACCCACCGGCGGCGUACCACGAACAGUUCCUCCCUAGCGCCGAAGCCCACUCGAUCAUCCCUCUUCUAACCGCUUCACCCUACCUCGCUGAUGACGAUUCCCGCUCCUCCAUGAUCCAUCUCUGGCAAUCCCACCCGCUCCCUUCCCUUCAAGCCCCUGCGCUGCCCCAAAACCCUAACCCUAGUCCCUCACCGGAACUGGAAUCCCCCGACAUCCUCUUCGUUACUGGGGGAUCUUCCACUUGCCAAGACUGCGGGAACCAGGCCAAGAAGGAUUGCAGCCACCGUCGAUGCCGCACGUGCUGCAAAAACCGCGGAUACGAUUGUUCGACACACAUUAAAAGCACAUGGGUCCCAGCUGCCCGCCGCCGCGAGCGACAUCUCACCGCUUCCGAUUCCGCAGCCGCAGUUGCGGUUUCUUCCUCCGGUAUCAUCUCAGCUCUAAAGAAGCCCCGUCUUCUAUCUUUUCAGACAACCACCACCACCCACGAAUCCAACUCCGGCACUCUCCCUCUUAGCUUCGAAACCGGCUCAAGCCACCAGGAUCCGAGCUUCCGGGAGAACUUACCUGGGCAGGUGCGGGCGCCGGCGGUGUUCAAGUGCGUAAGAGUUACAUCCAUCGAUGACGGAGAAGAUGAAUAUGCUUAUCAUGCGAAGGUGAAUAUUGGAGGCCAUGUUUUUAAGGGAUUUCUUUAUAACCAAGGCUUUGAUGAAGGAAUUAAUACCGACCUCACCGGAAUCUCUACCGCCAUUAAUGUUGAUAAUGAUGUAAAAAAUACGAGCAGCACUAUUCCCAACUUCUCGGAGCUGCAUCUUGGUAGCGGAGGUGUACGGAACGCAGCUCGCUCCGACAUCUACAGCUUGGGAGGACUGCUGGGUGGAGCAUCGUUCGGUAAUGCAAUAAACUGAACUCUCUUUUUUUUCUCUCACGAAUAAUGGAGUUUGCCUGCUCCUUUCAUAGUGUAAUUUGUAGGCUAAAUUGGUUCAUCUGGCUCAGACUGCAACGGCUUUCUUUCUUUAUUAUUAUUUUUUAAUAACAGCCGGCUAGAGAAACUCCUGUUUUUCUCUUGUGCGCUUCAUAUUUUUGCAAAAUGAUAAGGUGUUAAAAGCUGCAAGCUCUGUUGCAUUGCUUGAGGUUGUUGGGAAUCAGCUCAUGCACCCUAUUUCUGGCACCUUCUUCUUGUCACA
Phalaenopsis equestris is the source of this 1320-nucleotide messenger RNA. RefSeq names its product protein LATERAL ROOT PRIMORDIUM 1-like. Gene Ontology annotation, cellular component: nucleus. Gene Ontology annotation, molecular function: DNA binding; DNA-binding transcription factor activity. Bases 1 to 1041 code for a protein of 346 amino acids. Gene Ontology annotation, biological process: positive regulation of DNA-templated transcription. The record is from RefSeq and is a predicted model, not a curated record. The transcript has 2 exons. NCBI's taxonomy places the organism in Eukaryota, Viridiplantae, Streptophyta, Magnoliopsida, Asparagales, Orchidaceae.